UAAUUAUUUUAUAAAUUCAGCCAUUUUAUUUGAUAGUAAUAUACGUUAUGGCUGUGCGUGUGCAGUUCGAAAAUAAUAAUGAAAUUGGAGUAUUUUCCAAAUUAACAAAUUCUUACUGUCUAGUAGCAAUAGGUGGUUCCGAAAAUUUUUAUAGUGUCUUUGAAGGAGAAUUAGCUGACUCUGUACCAGUCAUUCACACAUCUAUAGCUGGUUGCCGAAUUAUAGGUCGCUUGUGCGUGGGUAACAAAAAUGGAUUACUUGUACCGAAUACUACUACAGACACCGAAUUACAGCAUAUUAAAAAUUCUAUUCCUGACAAUGUUAAGAUUCAUCGAAUUGAAGAAAGACUAUCAGCAUUAGGAAAUGUAAUUGCUUGUAACGACUAUGUGGCUUUGGUGCAUCCUGAUUUGGAUCGAGAAACCGAAGAAAUUUUAUCAGAUACUUUAAAUGUGGAAGUAUUUAAACAAACUAUUGCGAGUAAUGUUUUAAUAGGUUCUUAUUCUGUUUUAUCUAAUCAAGGUGGACUUGUACACCCUAAGACAUCAGUUCAAGAUCAAGAUGAACUAUCCUCUCUUUUACAAGUUCCAUUAGUGGCUGGUACAAUAAAUAGAGGCAGUGAUGUAAUUGCAGCCGGAAUGGUAGUCAAUGACUGGAUUUCCUUUUGCGGUAUGGACACCACCUCAACAGAACUAUCUGUUAUCGAAAGCGUCUUUAAAUUAAAUGAAAGUUCUUCAACUACAAUUAACUCAGUAAUACGAGCAUCGCUUAUUGAAAGUAUGUCAUAAGAUGAUGUAGUUGAAAAAAAUAAUAGAAGAUGAGUUGAUGCAAAAUAUAAUCAUCUUUAUCAAGAAGUAUGAAAUUGUCCAUUGCCAUUCACAAACAAAUAUUCGAAUCUAGAAAUUUGAA
Ceratosolen solmsi marchali is the source of this 906-nucleotide messenger RNA. RefSeq names its product eukaryotic translation initiation factor 6 (gene eIF6). NCBI's taxonomy places the organism in Eukaryota, Metazoa, Arthropoda, Insecta, Hymenoptera, Agaonidae. The record is from RefSeq and is a predicted model, not a curated record. Gene Ontology annotation, molecular function: ribosome binding. Gene Ontology annotation, biological process: cytosolic ribosome assembly. The transcript has 6 exons. The coding region runs from base 48 to 785 and encodes 245 amino acids.